CUCGACAGCAUAACAAAUAUACACGACAACUAUAUUCUGUGUUUGAAGGAUGUGGGUGGGUGUGGGUGUGGAUGGGUGUGUGGGUGUGGAUGUGAGUGUGGGGUCAGGGUGUGGGUGUGGAUGGGGUGUGGGAAUUUUUCUUUUCUUAAUCUACACCCACACCCACAUCGACACCCUUAAUUUAGACAUACUAAUGGUGCAAUUAUUGCUCGAGCAAGUCAACCCGAAGUUGGUUGGCUAUUUCAACGUUCAAAAGAAGAUGAAAACAUGAUUCAAGCUAUUAUUAAUGCAUGUAAUCAUACAUUAACAAAAAAUUCUAUUCAUGAUGAAACAAAGUCAAGUCGUUUAUUAAUUCUUCAUGCAGGAAGUUAUGAUACUUGUAUUGAAAAUUCUGCUAAAUAUUAUACAAACUGUGAUAUACAAUUUAUGAAUUUACCUGAUAUUCAUGCUAUAAAUAGAAGUGCACAAAUGUUACGUAGAGCUAAUGCAGUACAAUGUGAUAAUUGGCUUUCACAAGUAACAUCAACACGAUGGUUACAGAACUUAUCAGCAUUAAUUACUGCUGCAUCAUGUGUUGUUGCUAAUGUUAAUAAAGAUAAUCGACCAGUACUUGUACAUUGUUCAAAUGGUCGAGAUCAUACACCACAAAUAAUCACAUUAGCUGAAAUAAUGCUUGAUUCAUAUUAUCGAACAAUAAAUGGUUUUCAAAUAUUAGUGGAACGUGAAUGGAUUCAAUUUGGACAUGAAUUUGGUGAUCGUUGUGGCCAUGGUGUUGAUGCAAAUGAUCCAAAUGAACGUAGUCCUAUUUUUCUUCAAUGGUUAGAUUGUAUUUAUCAAUUAAUCAUGGAAAAUCAAACUGCAUUUCAGUUUAAUGAAAUAUUUCUUGUUCUUUAUCCAUCAUGUUCUAGUCGUAAUUUACGUAUUUGGUCAGAUUUAUAUUUAUAUGAUACACGAUAUAUGCCGACUGAUUCAUAUCAUCACCCAUCAUCAUUAAGUACAUAUGGCAGUGAUAAUAAUAAUAAUAAUAAUAAUAAAUUAACCAAUUCUACUCAAUCAAAUCGUUCAUCAAAUUUUUUAUUACGAAUAAUGUAA
Molecule: messenger RNA, 1092 nt
Organism: Rotaria sp. Silwood1
Lineage: Eukaryota; Metazoa; Rotifera; Eurotatoria; Philodinida; Philodinidae
Source: the annotation of a GenBank genome assembly